Physella acuta is the source of this 1264-nucleotide messenger RNA. RefSeq lists its product as uncharacterized. Lineage: Eukaryota; Metazoa; Mollusca; Gastropoda; Physidae. The record is from RefSeq and is a predicted model, not a curated record.
ACGUGAAGAGAUAUCACCACAGUAGCCAGAUACUAAACGGUCAAUCGACGCCAUCAACUACCAGACAACAUGCAAGCUAAACUUUUAAUCGCUCUUUUCGUGGUCGUGGCCGUCUCAUCUUUUGCCGAUGCCGACAAAGGAGAAAAGGGUAAAGGCGGACCAGGCGGAGACAGAGGAAGGGCUCCCGUUCCCCCUGCACCCCCAGCCACCCCCAGACCAACGCCUCCAGCAGUCCGUAAACACGACAAAUCUGAGGAGAGGAACUCAAACGAGCUGAUCAGCUCAGAGGAACACGGCGACAAAGAUGGCGCUGAAUACACUUUUGGCAUUGAUCUUGGAAACGGUGUCGUUGCUGAGCAACAAGCGGAUGUCCCAACAAACGGCACCGUCAUCCUGGUCAAAUCCAACGACCCAGUUCUGGCAUCACUUAACAUCACCCGUGCCAGGUCCAUCUACAGUUUCUACAACAACUCACAGAUUGUUGCUGUUAUCGUCCGGGGCGCCUGUUUCGUCUCCAACACAGACUUCACCUACCAGAGCGCCAUUGACCAUCUGAACGCCAUCAAUAACACCAACCAGACCAUCACAAAGAAAGAGUCCUGGAACGCCACCAAGGUUCUGUCACGUGAUGAGGCCAAAGCCUACCUGGCCGCCAAUCCUGACGUCAGACGUGCCUGCAACAGACAGAGGAUCUCUCUCGUGGAACCAGCUGGUGCUGCUUCUGAAGGUGAGGUAUCCUUGACCUUCUACACCCUGGACACAGAGGUUACCGCCUUUGUCCUCCCUCCCCCACCCAAACCUACCCACCCCGCUGGUGGUAUCUUCGGUGGUCAUGAUGGACCCAAGGGUGGUCGUGAUGGACCCAAGGGUGGUCGUGGUGGACGCCAUUAACCUCACGGGCUGAGGGCUAAAGACAGAAACACUUACAUUUAUUGACUAAUGUGAUAUACCGGUUUCAAGGAAGAAUGGUUUACAAUUUGUAUUCGAAAUUUUUAUAUAUUUUAGAUAAAAAAAGUAAAUCUAUGUUUUGCUUUAAUAUGAAUGUUUAAAUUAAACAUAGGAAAUAGAAUGACGGUUGUUUAUUGUUUAUUGAUAUUGUUUACAAUGUUUUAUUUUACACUUGUGCUAAAUAUUGAUCAUGCUGGCAUGUCUAUUAUUUUCUAAAUGCACCUGGUAAAUAUUUCUUGGUUUUGGAAAAUUUAUCUGGUCACAUUAAACUCAUGCAUUUCUUUUGAAAUGAAUAUUUCUUUUUCGAUUAAAAAAU